Messenger RNA from Diabrotica balteata, 1077 nucleotides. NCBI's taxonomy places the organism in Eukaryota, Metazoa, Arthropoda, Insecta, Coleoptera, Chrysomelidae. The record is from the annotation of a GenBank genome assembly.
AUGAUCCUAACCUACAUCGUCUACUGUAUAGUUCUACACUUUAACACUCCGCUUGAACGAUGGGCGCAGACUUGGCCUGUCCCAUUCAAAAAGAUGGCUCCUACAGAACAAUCAGGACUAGUGAGCUACAAGACAUUGGAAGAUGGAGGUAAACACCAAUCCUACGGUAUGGAGCAAACGAACGCCGGUCAAGGUUAUGGUGUAGAGCAGACUCAACAGUUUCAACAACCUGAUUAUUCUGAUCCAGGUAUGAAUAAUUUCGGCAUGGCGUGGUCCCCAGAAAAGUACCAGGAGGGUUUUGCUAGUCAACUAAGUGGACCAGAGCUGAACCAAGCUAGUCAGCCAGAACCUACCGCACCCCCUCCUGUUGUACCCGAACCAGUACGACCAGUUCAACCGGAUUAUUAUAGACCAAAAGAAUAUGACCCAGCUGCUCACGUUGAUCCUUUAGUUAGACCAGAGGGAGGAUGGUACCAACAGGCUUCGUGGGGAUUGAUAUUUCCCAUCCAUUGGCUCUGCCGAAAAACCAUGCCGGACUGUAGAAGUGAAAAAUAUAGAAAUUGGUACCCCUUCACAUUCUUUGUAUCGAUGGUUUGGAUUUCAUUUUAUUCUUACUUUAUGGUAUGGAUGAUUACUAUUAUCGGUUACACUUUGGGAAUCCCUGAUACUGUCAUGGGUCUUACGUUCGUAGCAGCAGGAGUUUCUGUUCCAGAUGCUUUAUCUAGCGUUGCAGUAAUCAAAGAAGGAUAUGGUGACAUGGCUGUUUCCAAUGCAGUGGGAAGUAACGUGUUUGACAUUCUUAUAUGUUUGGGAUUACCUUGGUUUAUCAAGACAGCUAUAAUUCGACCAGGAUCUACAGUUCGUGUUUUAAGCAAAGGUUUAACCUACUCGACACUAUCUCUCCUCUCGACAGUAGUAUUCCUAGUAGUAGCGACUCACAUGAACGGAUGGAAGUUAGAUAGGCGCUUCGGCGUAAUGCUUAUGGUUUGGUACCUAGUAUUCAUAACGUUCGCCAGCAUGUACGAAUUGAACGUGUUCGGCUAUAUGAAUCCACCAGAAUGUAGUUGCGACUGGUAA